GUCUAGAAGCGCAACGAACGAUUACGCAACUUUCUUGCCGAGCACGUCAACGCCGCUUGCAGGGUCCCGCAGCAACACCGCGUAAUCAUGGUAGGGAUAACAUAGCACGGAAGACCUCUAAAAUCAACACUCUUGAUGGGCUUCGGGCCUCGUAGUCGUUAGUCGGCGUUAUUGCCAGCUUAUUGGCCAGUAUGGAUAGCUAUGAGCUGAAACAUCGCGGUACAUAAGAAGCUUGUUUUGACAUGAAAAUGAAAAUGAAACUUCGUCGUCGUCUAUUUCACUGUUGCCCCGAUUGAGCUAUACUAUUUUCGGCUUCAUUAUGGCGCUUAAGAAAUCUUUUGAGCCGGCCGUCGAGGCUCACCCUAGCGAUGAAGAAGCUGCCCCUGUCAAUGUCGAUGAUUCUACCGCCGCGGACUGGACUGAGGCAGAGGAGCUUGCUGUGAAGCGGAAACUCGACUUCAUUCUACUGCCUAUCCUGGGUCUUGCAUUCUUUGCGCUCCAAAUGGACCGAGGAAACAUCUCAAACGCCCUAACAAGCACCAUUACCCAAGACCUCGGCAUCGAUACGAAUCAGAUCAAUGUUGGAAGUAGUAUUCUGUCAGCAGGCAUCGUCUUGUUGGAAAUUCCCUCCAACAUCCUGUUGCAGCGCAUUGGGCCCCGGAAGUGGCUGUCCAUUCAGAUUGUAGCUUGGGGACUGGUCGCUACCUUCCAGAACUUCAUCAAGAACUACGGUGGUUAUCUCGCUACGCGUCUGCUGUUAGGCUUAUGUGAAGCGGGCUUCAUCCCUGGUGCGCUAUAUACAAUGUCGACUUGGUACAAGAAAUCGGAGACCAGUCUACGAGUCUCGAUCUUCUUUCUCGGGAAUCUUAUCGCUUCGGCCACCACUUCGCUAAUCGGCGCGGGUAUUCUUAGCAUGGGGGAUCGAUACGGUAUAGCGGGUUGGAGAUGGCUCUUUAUAGUUGAGGGAUCCAUCACAAUAGGAAUCGGCAUCAUCUUCAUUCUCUUCCUCCCACCAUCAGUUGGCAACGGGUCCCCACUCAUUAGCUUCGGUCGGUGGUCGUACUUCAACAGGCGAGAGUCGUACAUACUGGUGCGCCGCGUACUACUCGAUGAUCCAGCUAAGACUACGAACCAUCUACGCAUCUCGGGUAACGAUAUAUGGACGACGGUUAAGAACCCUAGGAUCUUAUUUCAUAUCGUUAUCACGACUACUUCUACAAUACCUGUGAAUGCGAUAAACACCUACGGUCCGAGCGUGAUUAAGAGCCUGGGCUAUGGUACCGUAAGGGCCAACGCGAUGGCUAGCGUUGGCUCUUUCAUCGCCGCAAUCAUGACGGUAUUUCUAGGUUGGGUGUGCGACACGACUAAGAGAAGAGGACCGGCAUUGCUAGUCGGCGCGAUUUGGAGCUUAAUCGCGUUUUCUUGCUUAAGAGAAGCAUGGAAGUGGAGUGCCGGGAGGGAGUACGCAGCUGUCGUAUUCUCGAUGGCCAUGAACUCCACAAUUCACAUUCUCAAUGUCGGUUGGUUAUCGGUGAACUGUCAACGGCCACAAGAACGAAGUGUUGCCAUGGCAAUGAUUAUAAUGGGUGCGAAUGCCGGCGGCAUCGCGGGAAGUCAGGUAUUCCGGACUCAAGACGCCCCUCUUUAUCAGAAUGCCUUCACUGCCUGUCUGGUACUCUCUGCUGUAGUCACGGUAGAAAUCAUAGGGCAAAGUGUAUGGUACUUCGUCAGCAACAAAAAGUUAGAGCAGCAGGGAGAUACUCCUGUCAUAACUGGAAAGACGGAUGAAACGCCUGAUGGACAGAGAGUUGAGUUAGUUAGGAAAUGGACGUGGACGUGGUAGGCAGUGCUUUGAUGAGGGUCGGGUGUUGAAUACACGAAAAGGAAUGUUCUUAGCUCUAUCCCUAUUAGCUACCUACCUAUCUAGUUGGUACACGUAGGUAGUUUCAGUAGAAGACUAUGUAGCUCAUUAUAUUUUCAACGAAUGCUCUUUAACUUUGAUACUUCGUACUUAAGCCUACAUCGCGG
This is a messenger RNA of Daldinia vernicosa, 2028 nucleotides long. Its product is annotated as MFS general substrate transporter. The record is from RefSeq and is a predicted model, not a curated record. Bases 320 to 1843 code for a protein of 507 amino acids. Gene Ontology annotation, molecular function: transmembrane transporter activity. Gene Ontology annotation, biological process: transmembrane transport. Gene Ontology annotation, cellular component: membrane. Lineage: Eukaryota; Fungi; Ascomycota; Sordariomycetes; Xylariales; Hypoxylaceae. The transcript is spliced from 4 exons.